Messenger RNA from Triticum turgidum subsp. durum (durum wheat), 1143 nucleotides. The record is from the annotation of a GenBank genome assembly. NCBI's taxonomy places the organism in Eukaryota, Viridiplantae, Streptophyta, Magnoliopsida, Poales, Poaceae.
AUGGCGAAGGCCGCAACAGCAGCAGCAGCGGCGCCUCUCCACAGCGGCCUCCCGGACGAGAUCGCCAUCUGGGAGAUCCUCGUCCGCCUGCCCCCCAAAUCGCUCCUCCGCUGUCGCGCCGUCUGCCGCGCCUGGCGCAGCGCCACCUCCGCCCGCGACUUCCUCCUCGCCCACCACGCCCGCCAGCCCGCCCUCCCCCUCGCCUGCGGCCUGGAAGACGACGGUGGCAGCUGCUACUACCUGGCGGCCCAGCACCAGCCCGUCGCCCGGCUUGCCAAGGCCUUCUAUCUGUGCGCCUCCUGCGACGGCCUCCUCCUCCUCUCCAAGCGCAACCAGCUCUCCAUCUGCAACCCGGCCACUCGUCAGUAUGCUCCCCUGCCGGCGAGUUCUGCCUUCAUUCCGUUGGGAAUGUACCGGCACCGCCCCACAGGCGAGUACCGAAUACUGCUGUACAAGGAAAUUGGUCUUCCAGCGACCGACGGGCAAGAUGCCUGCCACAUCUUCGCAUUGGGCUCUGUCCAGCCGCCGAGGAGCAUCGGGUCGCUGCAGGAGGCGGAGCAACUGAGGUUCAGCGGGGUACCUGUCCCGUUCCGCGGUAACCUGCAUUGGCACCUGAAUAAGCAUUGGUACCUACAAAAGUAUUGGUACUUGCCCGAGAAUCAUGAGAGCAGAAGCAACAUUAUAAUUGUAUUCGACACCACAGCCGAGAGGUUUCGUGAGAUGUGUGCUCCGGUUGUUCCUGACCACCAUAAACUGUUUGAGAUGGAUGGCAUGCUCGGCAUGUCCAGCUUUAACAAUACAUGGCCAAUCAUUGAUGUCUGGAUGAUGCAGGAGCAGGACUAUGAAAGUGAGGUCUGGACCUUGAAAUACCGAGUUGAAUUGUCCAAUGCAGAUCUUCUCCUUGUGCAGUUUGGUCAGUUUGUCGAUUAUUGGAAUGUGGUGGUCGCCUCUUGUGAUGGCGCUGUGCUUGUGCUGGUCAAGUUUGGCAAGUCUAUACUUCAGUUUGAUAUUGAUGGCAAGUUGGUCAGUUUUCAUCACAAAGACCUCUUAGUUACUCAACAUCGGCUCAAGCAAACUCUUGUUCCACAUACCUUCUUUCCGAGACUAGAUGGUCAUUCCGUGAAUGCUUGGCCUUUCAUCUGA